AUACCCACGAUUCACAAUUUCCGGCAGACACCACCGACACACGCCCCGGCGCACGUUGCUAAUUUGCGCUUCCUUCCUUCUUUCUCGUUGAAUGAUUUAUCAACGUUUCUCUAUUUCCUGCGAAAUUCCCUCCUUCAAUUCUGGAUUCCCCUCUCUCUCUCUCUCUGCUUGUUUCCAUUUUCUGCUGAUUCCUGUCUCUCAGUUGCAGUUGUUUGUUCCCCUCUGUUUCCAGCUGAAUCAAUCAAUCAGUCAGUGAUCACAUUCAUUGCUGCUUCUAGGUUUUUUGUGUGCCUGUAACUGUGUCUGUGACCAAUGAAUUGCUAAAUUUGGUGAUUCAAUUUGCAAAAUGAGGCGCCGCUCUGACCAAAUGGAAAGAUCAGCAAAGAACCAGAUUUCCCGGGUAUGCUGUUUAGCAUCAUUGUCUGCAUUCUUCUGGUUCUUUCUCUUGUACUUCCAUUUUGUUAUCCUUAGAGGAGGACAUAAUAAUACCAAUACUAAUACUAAUACUAAUCAUUAUGUUGAGAGUGAGACCAAAUCAACACCUGUUUAUGUAACUGAUGAUCCUCAAGUUCAAGCCCCUCCUACAAAGAUUGGCUUCACUGAUUCUGAACCCGAGGUUCGAAAGAGUGAUACUGAGAGUGAGAGUGAGAGUGAGACUACUGGCCAUGAUGAGAAGAAUUACCCUUUUAUGAAAGCAAUGAGAGCUGCUGAAAAUAAGAGUGAUCCAUGUGGGGGGAGGUAUAUUUAUGUGCAUGAUCUUCCGUCGAGGUUUAACGAGGACAUGUUGAAGGAGUGUAAGAGUUUGAGUCUUUGGACUAACAUGUGUAAGUUCACAACCAAUGCUGGCCUUGGGCCGCCGCUUGAGAAUGAUGAAGGGGUGUUCUCUGAUACUGGCUGGUAUGCCACGAAUCAGUUUGCUGUUGAUGUGAUAUUCAGUAACCGGAUGAAGCAGUAUGAGUGCUUGACGAAUGAUUCGUCUGUUGCUGCUGCGGUUUUCGUUCCCUUUUAUGCGGGGUUUGAUAUUGCGCGUUUCCUUUGGGGGUAUAAUAUUUCUGUGAGGGAUGCGGCUUCGGUUGAUCUGGUUGACUGGCUUAUGAAGAGGCCAGAGUGGAGCAUCAUGAAUGGGAGAGAUCAUUUUCUUGUUGCGGGAAGGAUAACGUGGGAUUUCCGGAGAUUAUCUGAGGAAGAGUCAGACUGGGGAAAUAAGCUUCUGUUUUUACCGGCAGCGAAGAAUAUGUCGAUGCUUGUGGUCGAGUCCAGCCCCUGGAAUGCAAAUGAUUUUGGGAUUCCAUAUCCUACAUACUUCCACCCUGCAAAUGAUGCCGAUGUAUUCAGUUGGCAGGACAGAAUGAGACGGUUAGAGAGGAAGUGGCUUUUCUCUUUUGCUGGAGCUCCCAGACCUGACAACCCAAAAUCAAUCAGGGGUCAAUUAAUUAACCAAUGCAAAUCGUCACGCGUUGGUAAGCUGUUGGAAUGUGACUUUGGUGAAAGCAAAUGUCAUUCUCCCAGCAGCAUAAUGCAGAUGUUUCAAAGCUCGCUUUUCUGCCUGCAACCCCAGGGUGAUUCAUACACCAGAAGAUCUGCAUUUGAUUCAAUGUUAGCUGGUUGCAUACCUGUCUUCUUCCAUCCUGGUUCAGCAUAUACACAAUAUUUUUGGCAUCUCCCCAAGAAUUAUACCAAGUAUUCUGUCUUCAUCCCAGAGGAUGAUAUUCGGAAGAGGAAUGUCAGUGUAGAGGAAAGGCUUAGUCAGAUACCUCCUGAGCAAGUGAAAAUUAUGAGAGAAGAGGUCAUUAGUCUUAUUCCAAGACUGGUAUAUGCCGACCCUCGCUCCAAGUUAGAAACUCUUAAAGAUGCAUUUGAUGUUGCUGUUCAAGCUAUAAUUGACAAGGUUGCAAAUUUGAGGAAGGAUAUUAUUGAAGGCCAUAUUGAUGAGAACUUUAUUGAGGAGAACAGUUGGAAAUAUGCUUUGUUGGAUGAGGGACAGCAUGAGGUCGGAGCUCACGAAUGGGAUCCUUUCUUCUCAAAACCAAAGGAUGGUAGUGGUUGAGAUUCCAGUGAUUCCUCUGCCAAGGCAGCCAAAAUAUCUUGGAAGAAUGAUCAAAGAAAUCAAUCGUAAAAGUGAGAAAAAGAAAUUGAUCUAUAGGAGCUGCGUGAGGUUUAAUGCUGACAUAGAAAUGCUUUCCCAGAAUUGGUGAUGAAUUUUAUUGUUAGGGUCUUGCUGCUUCCUAAGUAUAUUGAGCCGGCUUCCUCAUUGAAAACCCUGGCAUGGAGGCUUAUUCUUUGCUUUAAACAUUUUUGUUAAAUAGUUUUUUCUUAUUUCUGCUCCUGUACUCUCCUCAGUGGUUCCUAGAAUGCAUUUUGCAAGGUUUAAUUUCUUUUCUGUAAUAUUUCUGUUCAUUUGAUACAUAUAGUAUAGGAAAUAAAAACAAAAUUGAUUAUGGUUGAUGGUAAACUCUAAAAAGUUUUACCAGUGAAGUCACAGAUAGAUCAGUUCUAUUGAGGCAUGUCCAAAUUAGUUUCUUUUGAUAAUUUUCAUGGAAAUGUCUUACUUUUCUCUACUUCUUCAUUUAUUUGAUUCUGUUCCUUUUUUCUAGCUAA
This is a messenger RNA of Lotus japonicus, 2598 nucleotides long. Its product is annotated as xyloglucan galactosyltransferase MUR3-like. Gene Ontology annotation, molecular function: glycosyltransferase activity. The record is from RefSeq and is a predicted model, not a curated record. Lineage: Eukaryota; Viridiplantae; Streptophyta; Magnoliopsida; Fabales; Fabaceae. The coding region runs from base 347 to 2047 and encodes 566 amino acids. The transcript has a single exon.